AUGUCCAAGACAACCAAAGCAAAAAAACUUAAAAAACUAAACCGUCAUCCCAAGGGAAACAAAAACUUAAAAAAUAGCGAGGGCAACAUCAUCGACGUUCGCAAAUUAAGCAAGUAUUACGUCAGUGGCCAUAACGCGGUUCGCAUUUUAAAAGACAUUUCUCUUUCCAUACCCAAAGGUAAAUUGAUCGUGAUUUACGGUCCUUCGGGCAGCGGUAAGUCAACUUUUUUAAACGUUAUCUCCGGUCUUGAUCGAGCUACGACGGGCGAUGUCAUUGUUAACGAUGUUAAUUUGUCGGCUUUGAAAGACCCCGAAAUGACCCAGUUUCGCCGCGACAACGUUGGUUUUGUUUUUCAAAGUUACAACCUUCUACCCGACUUAAACGCACGGGACAACGUUAAAAUCGGUCAGGUGUUACAAAAAGAUCCUCAGAAAGCGCUUGACGUUGAGGAUCUUUUUAACGACCUUGGCAUCAAAGAAGUUCUCAACCAAGACAUCCGUAACUUAUCGGGCGGACAGCAACAAAGAGUUUCGGUGGCCCGGGCGCUUUCGAAAAAUCCGACCAUUAUUUUUGCCGACGAGCCGACUGGUUCGCUUGACCAAAAAACUACUUUGAAAGUGAUCCGACUUUUAGCUAGCAUUAACAAGAAGUACGGAACAACUAUUAUCGUCGUCACCCACGACGAGCAGUGA
Molecule: messenger RNA, 693 nt
Organism: Centruroides sculpturatus (bark scorpion)
Lineage: Eukaryota; Metazoa; Arthropoda; Arachnida; Scorpiones; Buthidae
Product: putative ABC transporter ATP-binding protein MG065
Exons: 1
Coding region: 1-693 (230 amino acids)
Molecular function (GO): ATP hydrolysis activity; ATP binding
Source: RefSeq, a predicted model, not a curated record